Messenger RNA from Adineta steineri, 948 nucleotides. The record is from the annotation of a GenBank genome assembly. Lineage: Eukaryota; Metazoa; Rotifera; Eurotatoria; Adinetida; Adinetidae.
AUGUCUUCACAAUCUUCUUCAACAAAUUAUAUUUUAUUAUUAAAAUCAAUAACUAAAUAUUUAUAUCAAAUAGGUGCUCCAAUUUUAAUAUGUAUUGGUAGUAUUAGUUGUAUAUUAAGUUUAAUUGUAUUCACAAAAAAAUCUUUACAAAAAAAUCCAUGUUCACUUUAUUUUAUUUCAUAUAAUAUAGCCAAUCUUAUUUUAAUGUAUUCAUCUAUAUUAACAGUAACAUUAUCAGCUGGUUAUGGUAUUUCUCCUUCUGCAUAUAAUUUAGCUUUUUGUCGUUAUAAUUUAUAUAUGGCAAUUCUAAUCGAUAUUCUUAGUUCAUCUUAUUUAGUUUUAGCUUCGAUUGAUCGAAUGUUAGUGACUUCUGUGAAUGUUAAAACAAGACAACGAAGUACUCGUCGUUUUGCAUAUUUCAGUAUUAUUAGUAUAACAAUAUUUUGGAUAUUAUUUCAUAGUCAUAUAUUAUCUUCAGCAGUUAUUACACAAGUUACACCAAAUAAUUUUGUUUGUAAUCUACCACCUGGAACAGAUCUGAUAUUACAUUCUUAUUAUUCACUUAUAGUUAAAGCAUUAUUAAUACCAUUAUUAAUGAUUAUAUUUGGAUUAUUAGCAUUAAGAAAUAUUCGAAGAAUACGUUCUAUUAGAAGAACUACAAAAAAACAACUACAAUCAGGUUAUUCAAAAGAUCGACAAUUUUGCUUAAUAUUAUUUAUUGAUAUAGCUGCAUAUGUUAUUUUUAGUUCCAUGUUAUCUGCAAUUAAUAUGUAUCAACAAAUUACUCAAUAUUAUAUAAAGAGUUCAUUUCAAACACAAUUUGAACUUUUUCUAAAAACUACCGCUGUUUUUAUCAAUUAUAUUUCCAUUUGUAUUGGAUGUUAUACAAAUAUUAUUAUAUCAAAAACUUUUCGUAAGAAUAUUAAAGAUAUCAUUUUAUGUAAAUGA